AUGCGUAGCAGCUUCCACGUCAAAACUUCCAAACCCUAUCUUACUCUCAAUUUCAUCACACAUCAGCACCACAACCAAUACCAAACCCGUAGAAAUCUUAUUCUCGACACUUCCGCUUCUGAAUUCGUCAAGCUUCACAGACUCACUGGCCCUGAUUCCGGGAUUGUCGAAAUUAGCUUGGAUAGGCCCGAAGUAAAAAAUGCCAUAGGGAAAGAGAUGCUGCGAGGCUUAAGUCAUGCUUUUGAGUUGAUUAAUCAGAACUCUUACGCUAAUGUUGCUAUGAUCAGCAGUUCAGUUCCUCGAGUAUUUUGUGCUGGGGCUGAUUUAAAGGAGCGCAGAACCAUGAGUCAAUCAGAGACUAAGAUGUUUGUGAAUUCCAUUCGCUCCACAUUUUCAUUUCUAGAGGUUGUUCAUGUUCCAACUAUUGCUGUUAUUGAAGGAGUAGCUCUUGGUGGUGGACUUGAAUUGGCUCUUGCAUGUGAUAUUCGGAUAUGUGGAGAAAAUGCUCUGAUGGGUUUGCCAGAGACAGGACUUGCAAUAAUCCCUGCCGCAGGUGGAUCUCAGCGACUACCUAGAUUGGUUGGAAAAGCAAUUGCAAAGGAUAUCAUAUUUACUGGUCGAAAGAUUGAUGGCAAAGAGGCACUGUCCUUAGGUCUUGUUAAUUACUGUGUUCCUGCUGGUGAAGCGUAUUCAAAGGCACUUGAAGUUGCUCGUGAUAUCAAUCAAAAGGGUCCAGUAGCUAUAAGGAUGGCUAAAAAGGCUAUUAAUGAGGGAGUUGAGACUGAUCUAACAUCAGCUUUGGUCUUGGAAGAAGAUUACUAUGACUAUGUCUUGAAUACUAAAGAUCGACUUGAAGGCUUGGCUGCAUUUGCUGAGAAGCGGAAACCAAGUCAGUCAUAUUUCCGAAGCUGA
Molecule: messenger RNA, 912 nt
Organism: Sphenostylis stenocarpa
Lineage: Eukaryota; Viridiplantae; Streptophyta; Magnoliopsida; Fabales; Fabaceae
Source: the annotation of a GenBank genome assembly